This is a messenger RNA of Peromyscus californicus insignis, 1056 nucleotides long. It is a transcript of the gene Hes7, whose product is annotated as hes family bHLH transcription factor 7. Gene Ontology annotation, cellular component: nucleus. Gene Ontology annotation, molecular function: RNA polymerase II cis-regulatory region sequence-specific DNA binding; DNA-binding transcription factor activity, RNA polymerase II-specific; protein dimerization activity. NCBI's taxonomy places the organism in Eukaryota, Metazoa, Chordata, Mammalia, Rodentia, Cricetidae. Gene Ontology annotation, biological process: regulation of transcription by RNA polymerase II; regulation of neurogenesis; anterior/posterior pattern specification. The record is from RefSeq and is a predicted model, not a curated record.
GCCUCCCGCGUGGCAGGCGAGAAUUCUACCACUGAACCACCAAUGCAGGCGAGAGAAACACUCCAAAUGAAUGUAUCUGAACUUGUCAAAGGCGGAGCUAGCCUUGCUCAAGCUUCUAAGCGUGGAAAGGGUUUGUAAAGCACGGUUGAGGUGGGUGGAGCACCAGGCCAUUCUUUCUCCCCCUUGGAUCCGGCCACCGGGCCAUAAAGUCAUUCCAUAUGGCCAGGGGCGGCCCCACACCCGGGUGCCAACUGCCCCGGCCCUCGAGCCUCACGUGCAGGCACUUCGUCCUGAAGUCUCCAAGUGUUGACACGUCCUUCCGUAGAGGGUCAUGCUGUUGGUUUGAGAUGCUGAAGCCGCUGGUGGAGAAGCGGCGCCGGGACCGCAUCAACCGCAGCCUGGAAGAGCUGCGGCUGCUACUGCUGGAGAGGACCAGGGACCAGAACCUCCGGAACCCGAAGCUGGAGAAAGCGGAGAUCCUCGAGUUCGCCGUGGGCUACUUGAGGGAGCGCAGCCGGGUGGAGCCCCCGGGGGCUCCCCGGUCCCCAGGCCAGGACGCCGAGGCGCUCGCCAGCUGCUACCUGUCGGGUUUCCGCGAGUGCCUGCUUCGCUUGGCGGCCUUCGCGCACGACGCCAGCCCGGCCGCCCGCUCCCAGCUCUUCUCCGCGCUGCACGGCUACCGGCGCCCCAAACCGCCCCGGCCCGAGGCCGUCGAGCCCGGGCUCCCAGCGCCGCGCCCACCGCUGGACCCCGCUUCGCCCAUCCUCGGCCCCGCGCGGCACCAGCGCCCCCCCGCGCACCAGGGCCCCCCCAGCCCCCGCUGCGCUUGGUCCCCGUCCCGCUGCUCCCCUCGCGCCGGGGAUUCCGGCGCGCCGGCGCCCCUCACCGGACUGCUGCCGCCGCCGCCGCCGCCGCCGCCGCCGCCGCCUUACAGACCAGACGGGGCGCCCAAGGCCCCGCCGCUCCCGCCGCCCGCCUUUUGGAGACCUUGGCCCUGAGCUUUUGGGGGGCUGGGGCGGGGGUUGGGGAGUGGGGUAGAGACUCCAGCCAAGAGGG